Messenger RNA from Rhizophagus irregularis DAOM 181602=DAOM 197198, 924 nucleotides. The record is from RefSeq and is a predicted model, not a curated record. Lineage: Eukaryota; Fungi; Glomeromycota; Glomeromycetes; Glomerales; Glomeraceae.
AUGUCUGUCUCAGGUAAAAAUGUAACACAUAGAAAUUGGAUUGAUACUCUUAGCGAUAUCUGGAAAAACCAUCCUGUUGCACGGAUUCAGAAAUUAGCAGACAAAAGUAUCAAAAAUUAUCAGAAUGAAAUCAAAUCUCAAGCUGUCUUAAAAUUCUGGACAGAUAUCGAAAAAGCAAAACUCAGAAACAAAUUAUAUUCUAUUCACUUCAAUGGAUUUGCAGAACUGGUUGAAAAUAGAAACAAUUUCGGGUACAAUGAACUUCAAGAUAUUCAGGUCGAAAAUAGUGAUAUUCAAGUCGAAAAUAGUGAUAAAUCAGCCGGAAAUACAGAAUCCGGCUUUGAUAAUGAUGAAGAACCAUACGAAGAGGAACAUUUUGCACACAUUAUUGAUCUUGAUAAAGUGACGGAACGAGAUAGACCUCCGUUCUUGAAUAUUACCGAAUCACAAUUACCAUCAAUAAAAUUACCUAAAUCUGUUGAACAACAACUUGACUAUUAUCUGGCGGAGACAACUAUUGAAAAAAUUUGGGAAUCAUUCGAGUCAUACAAAAUCGUAAAUUCGGACGAUGAGCUUUACACUCGCAAAAGUCGUGGAUCACUUGCAAUGUGUGAAUAUAUGAGUGGCGGUCGAAGGGCGAGAAGUAGUCGAGCUGGCGUUAAAUAUUUUGAUGAAUUUCGUACUCAUUUUUGGGAGAGGCCUGAAGAUUCAUUUGACAGAAUCCGUAAUAUAAAUAUUUCCAAUUGCAGACGAAAUAGGAGAAAUUCUUCAUCUACACCUUCUAUUGGAGAGGUUGAACAGACUCUAGGCCAAAGAUCGUCUAGCCGAAGACAUGGUGAUUGGGUAGUUGAAGUCGCCAUGUUUGCUCCAAUAUUUCUUGGAUUUCCCCCAUCAUCAUCAUUAUGGGCCAAAGAUGGAGCUUGA